AAUCGUCCUCGAGUCGUUAUCGUGUAAACACGCAAAUUUUCACGCGGUCCACAUCGUGGGAAAAUCCGUUAUGGGAACUCUGUGAAAUUUUUGUCCAAAUGUAUAACAUAUCAGAAGAUAGUCUAUCAUCUAUGGAAUAAUUCUUGUGGUGAUUUUUUUGUGAUUAACUUGUGGAAUUUUAUUUGUGUAUUUGAAAGUUUAUCACGGAGAAUUUGGACAUGGUGGAAGAAAAUGAGGAUAUCUACCAUGAAUUGUGUGUGUUCAGUGGUUGUGAUUAAAAUGUGGAAGAAUCGCUUAAAAACCCAUCAUAUUCAGUGAAUAACUUAUGCUUACAUCUUCCAAUCCGUUCAGUAGUACAGGUCAUGAUUGACCACGUUGUGUGAUUACUGGAGAUUAUCACUGUGGGAUCGUGGAAGAAAGUCAGUGAGAAAAAGUUCGUGAGAAUGAGGCAUGAGAGUUUAACGUGCAAUAGUAUUCUGAGUUUAGUUGUACUGCAUUUGCUCAAUUUUGAAUUGGUUCCAUCUCACGAGAUCCCCGAUGUAUCCCGUCAAAGUGUAGUUCAAAGUGAAAAUGGGAGUCUUCUUAUGCGUCCGGAGGAUGCCUUUUGGUGGGACAGUAGAUACUUUGCCCAUCAUAUUGGUAGACACAAGCACAAGAGGCAUUUUUCGCGCCAUCAUCGACACUUCCAUCUUGAUCCAAUUGACUUCCAAUCUAAAGAUUUUCUGGUGUCUUCCGUGGUAGAAGAGACCGAAACUGUUCCAGAGGGAAAUCCUCCUCUGUGGCCAGUGAAGAAGGAGGCUGUUGUGGAGGGUCAAGUGAUUCUCGGGGGUCUCAUGAUGGUUCAUGAGCGUGAAGAUAAUGUCACCUGCGGGAAAAUUAUGCCUCAAGGUGGUAUUCAAGCCCUUGAAGCUAUGCUCUACACAGUAGAUCGAGUUAAUCAGAUGAAACUUCUACCCAAUUUUACCCUUGGUGCCCAUAUUCUCGAUGAUUGCGAUAAAGACACCUACGGACUUGAAAUGGCGUUAGAUUUCAUCAAAGGAUCAAUUAGCAACAUUGAUGGAGCUGAGUAUCACUGCAAUAAGUCCCAGGUGAGGAAAGUCAUAUCUGGAGUUGUAGGAGCAGCUUCUUCAGUCACAUCCAUCCAAGUGGCAAAUUUGCUGAGAUUAUUUAGGAUACCACAGGUAUCCUUCUUUUCAACGAGUCCCGAGCUGAGCAAUAAGCAGCGCUUUGAAUAUUUCUCACGCACCAUACCUUCCGACCACUAUCAAGUUAAGGCGAUGGUGGAUAUUGUGAGAAGAAUGGGCUGGAGUUAUAUCUCUAUUAUUUAUGAGGAGAGCAAUUAUGGUCUUAAGGCUUUCGAGGAACUUGAGGAUUUACUGGCUAAGCAUUCAAUCUGUAUUGCUGUGAAGGAAAAGCUAUCUAAAGACUCUGGAGUGGCGGCUGCGGCAACGUAUGACAUGAUUGUUCAAAAACUGCAGACAAAACCACGAGCCAGAGGUGUUAUCAUUUUCGGAUCAGACCAAGAAGUGGCGGGAGUGAUGAGGGCUGUCCGCCGAAACAAUGCCACAGGGUCAUUUUCGUGGAUUGGUUCAGAUGGCUGGAGUGCAAGGAACUUAGUGUUUGCCAACAAUGAGCCAGAGGUGGAAGGUACUCUGUCAGUUCAACCUCAGGCGAAUCCUGUGAAGGGAUUUGAAGAGUAUUUUCUAGGAUUGACUGUGGAGAAGAAUUUGAGAAAUCCAUGGUUUGUUGAAUUCUGGGAAGACCACUUUGAGUGCAAGUAUCCAAAUAGCUCCAGGACACCUUUUAAUAAAGACUACAGUCGCAUGUGCAACAAAAAAGAAAAACUUACUAAAAAUAACACGGAUUUUGAGGAUCAAUUGCAGUUUGUGAGCGAUGCUGUUAUGGCUUUCGCUUAUGCUUUAAGGGACAUGCAUAAGGAUUUGUGUCGGGGACGACCAGGAUUGUGUGAUGCAAUGAAACCGACUAAAGGUGCGGAGUUGCUCAAGUAUCUUCGUAAUGUUGAAUUUGAAGGACUCUCUGGGGAUCAGUUCAGAUUUGACCAAAAUGGAGAUGGACCAGCCAGGUACAAUAUCAUCCAUUUCAAACAGACAGAACCCGAGAAAUAUCGAUGGAUUAAAGUUGGAGAAUAUUAUGAGGGUGAACUGAGACUUAAUAUGGCAGAUGUGCAAUUUAAAUUGGAUCAACCAACACCACCAGAGUCGGUGUGUAGUCUACCAUGUGAGCGGGGUCAGGCAAAGAAAUAUGUUGAGGGUGAAAGUUGCUGUUGGCACUGUUUCAAUUGCACACAGUAUCAGAUUCGCCAUCCAAAUGAUGAGACACAAUGUCUCAUGUGCAAAGAGGGUACCAUUCCGGACCGUAAUAAAGAAAUUUGCGAGGAUAUUCCAGAAGUCUUCCUUCGACCAGAAUCUGGCUGGGCAAUUGGUGCGAUGGCAUUUAGUUCAACUGGAAUGCUCAUAACACUAUUUGUUGUGGGUGUCUUUCUAAGACACAAUGAUACACCAGUAGUGAGAGCUUCUGGCCGGGAAUUAAGCUACGUUCUCCUGGGUGGAAUCCUCAUGUGCUACUUCGUAACAUUCGCUUUAGUUUUGAGACCAACAAAUUUAGUCUGCGGCAUUCAGAGGUUUGGUGCUGGAUUCUGCUUUACAGUUGUAUAUGCUGCACUUCUUACCAAGACAAAUCGCAUUGCAAGAAUAUUCAAGGCGGGCAAACAAUCUGCAAAGAGACCUUCAUUUAUAAGUCCACGUUCCCAAUUGAUUAUCUGCACGGGAUUGACGUCAAUACAGGUGCUUAUCAAUGGUGUCUGGAUGGUAAUAUCACCAUCUCGUGCAAUUCAUCAUUAUCCAACCAGAGAUGACAAUCUCUUAGUUUGUGAUUCAUACAUCGAUGCAUCUUACAUGAUAGCAUUCUCCUACCCAAUAUUCCUUAUAGUCAUAUGCACAGUAUAUGCUGUAAUAACAAGAAAAAUUCCCGAAGCAUUCAAUGAAUCCAAACACAUUGGAUUCACAAUGUACACAACAUGUGUCAUCUGGCUGGCUUUUGUACCACUCUACUUUGGUACGGCAAAUCAUGUUCCACUGCGAAUUACAUCAAUGUCUGUUACGAUAAGUUUAUCAGCGAGUGUUACAGUAGCGUGUCUUUUUUCACCAAAACUCUACAUAAUCCUCAUUCGUCCAGAACGGAAUGUUCGCCAGAGCAUGAUGCCCGUUCGAUACAGUGCCAUCAACAAGACCACAAAUUCCGGUCAAUCAAUGAUGGCAGCUGUAAUGGUGACUGCUGCGACUUGCAAUCAGAAGGAGAAGCUGCAAAAGCAUGUGCCUCCCAUGACGAUAUCGGUUGAGGACUCUGCAACCCAAGUUUCAACACUUCGCUUUGCCGAAAUAUCGACACAAACGACUUUGGCGGGUGAAUUAGUGUUGAGGGCGUAUGAUGAUGUAACAAAGAAUGGUCAUCCUGGGGCACAUGAUGAUGGUGUUCAUCAUCGAAAUAGCCUCAUAAGUAAUAACUUCGUGAACAACAAUCGCAUCGAGACCUCAUGCUCGACAUCGAAGGCAUUGCAACAUCGUGAUGAUGAUGCCGACCCAUCGAACACAUUUAGUGCAAAUAGUACACCGCGAGAUUCAUCAAAUUCUGUGAUCCAAUCGUCUGCCAAUGUGGAAAAUGUCAUGUUAUAGCAGAGCAAUCUUAGCCUCUCAGAUAGUGUUAAAUCAAAGAAACGCGAAGCAAUCACCGUCUAAGGUGAUGACCUUUGGUGCGAUAUUUUUGUAUAUCUAAUUAUUGAAGGUUAGAUAUGAGGCCCAGAAAUCUCUUUUUAGCAUAUCCAUCGACAGUUUUUUUUUUGUGACAAAAAUAAAGAACAUAAAAAGCUUCUCUCUCUUGUGCUCAAAAUGAACAUAAAAUUAAUGUAAAAAAUUAGAUUAAAAAUCAAAGGGGGAUGGAUAUUUUGAAUUUCUUUUUCUUUUUGUGAAUUCUGAGAGACAGGAAUCUAAAUAGGAUUAUUAUAGACAUUUCUCAUUAAAAUUUAUAAAUACACGAUAGGAAUUAUGUAAAUUGUAAAAGACGGUGGAUUUAAAGGAUUACAUUUACAUUUUAAUACAUAGUUAUGCAUUUUUAAUUGUUCGUCCCUUAUCCGUUAGAGUUGUUUAUUUUGAGACGACACGAUACAAAAUGUUAACCUUUUCAUUCACCGUCAGAAAUUAGAUUAAAUGAUAUCAUGAGAUGAAAGUGUAUGAAGGUAUUAAAUUAGAUAUUUGUGAAUAUUGUUAUUAAUUGUAGUACACUCUAAGAUAAAGAGAAAAUGUGUUUACUAAUCAAUGGGAAAAGAAACUAAAUGCUAAAGUUUGUCAUUUGGAACAGUGAAUCAAUAAAAAGCUUUAAUUUACAUUGACAAAUGGAAAAGAUAAAAAAAAGUAGCUGAAAGUUCCUAAACGGGAAAGAGGUUAUGUUUGAAAUUGAUGUUUUGUUAAACCUAACCUAAAAGUAGAGACCACUUUAAAUUUUCUCUUAAGGAAUCCGACUAAUUCACACAUAAUCUAAGAUUUUCAAUAAAAGAAUCAAAUAAAUAAUAAUUUGAAUUUAACGUGUAACCCAACUUAGUUUUUAAACUGUUUAGCAUUAACCUCAAUAUUUUUUUUCUUUUAGGUUAUGUCGGUUGUAACAAAACCUCAUUUUUCGACUUAACUUUUUGUUUAUCGAUGAAAUUUCAACUAUUUCUGCUUUAAAAAUAAUAGAAGUAAUUGAAAAAUCAUUAAAAUAGAUAAAUUAUUAAACUCUAAAAAAAAAUAUUCUGACAAACUUUAGCAAAAUAAUUUUUUACCAUGAUUUGGAGUAAUUUAAUAUUUAAAAAUUGUUUUAUUUCUGGUAAAAAAAAACUUUGUGGUCAUUGGGGUUCUUUUGGGGUUUCUGAGCCCUGAACUCCAUCCGGAAUCCUGUGACCAAUAUAUUUGAUGAUAAUGGAAAUCAACCACAAAAAACAAAUUUGGGAUGGUUUUCAUAUUUUCGGGAGAAGUUUAUCAAAAGAGCCACAAGUUUUCAAAUGGAAGUUAAUUAAAAAAAAAAGUCAACAAAUACUUGGAGAAGGGAAUGGAUGACACGAAUUUUAAUCAUAAUAUUUUACAGGAAAAGAAUUUAAAAACAAAAAAUGUAGAGAGAUGUAUCUCUCAAGCUCUUAAGAGCGCACGAAGAUGUUGAAAAAGGCAGAAAGGAAUGUGAAGAAGAAAAUCAAAUACGAAUAAAGUUUAGAAGCUUCACCACGAAGUACGUAAGCA
Molecule: messenger RNA, 5285 nt
Organism: Phlebotomus papatasi
Lineage: Eukaryota; Metazoa; Arthropoda; Insecta; Diptera; Psychodidae
Product: metabotropic glutamate receptor 2-like
Exons: 18
Coding region: 444-3692 (1082 amino acids)
Biological process (GO): G protein-coupled receptor signaling pathway
Cellular component (GO): membrane
Molecular function (GO): adenylate cyclase inhibiting G protein-coupled glutamate receptor activity
Source: RefSeq, a predicted model, not a curated record